This is a messenger RNA of Perkinsus marinus ATCC 50983, 1287 nucleotides long. RefSeq lists its product as hypothetical. The coding region runs from base 1 to 1242 and encodes 413 amino acids. The transcript is spliced from 4 exons. Gene Ontology annotation, molecular function: K48-linked deubiquitinase activity; cysteine-type carboxypeptidase activity; cysteine-type deubiquitinase activity. Gene Ontology annotation, cellular component: cell periphery; cytosol. NCBI's taxonomy places the organism in Eukaryota, Perkinsozoa, Perkinsida, Perkinsidae. The record is from RefSeq and is a predicted model, not a curated record. Gene Ontology annotation, biological process: protein K48-linked deubiquitination.
AUGUCUACUACCCCAACUAAUGUUGACCAGCAGCCAAGUGCUCCCAUAGAGGGUUCCACCCUCACCAACACUGCAGCUGCACAGCAGCAGCUUGGGUCUGGUGAACACCCAGUACCUGCUGUGGUAGUGGCUCAAGAAGGUGUGCCUCUAUCCGGCCAAGAGGAGGUAGCCGCGGCUGCGGAUACUACUACACCCAUUACCAAGCAUUAUCGUAUAAAGCAUAUGGAGUUCCUGGGGUCGGAAAGAUCAUAUCUCCUCCAGAGCGAAAAUGGCCCCUGCCCACUUCUGGCUAUCGCUAAUGUACUCCUACUUCGUAAUAAACUGCAACUCCAUAAGGAUAUGAGCUCGAUAAGCUUUGAUGAUCUCGUCGGUAGAAUUGCCAAUGUCAUGUUUGAUAAUAACCCGGAAGGAGGGGAUGUGGCCAAGGGUUUAGAAGAUGCAGUGACGCUCUUACCAAGCCUAAAUGAAGGUUUGGAUAUUAAUGUGAAAUUCGAUUCUUGUGAUGGUUUCGAGUUCACCCCCGAGCUAGGAGUGUUCGAUCUCCUCGACAUCACCCUCGUCCAUGGUUGGGUUGUUAGCAAAGAUGAUUUAUCUGCCUAUCCGAUACUUGGGCCGCUUACCUACAAUCAAGCGAUAGAGAAAGUCGUGGCAUUCAACGAGUUACAGUCCCAGGCAUUAGAGGGGAAGGGCUCGCCUAUCGACCCCGGAACAUAUGAAGAUGGUCUUGCUGUUAGCCAGUGGCUUGAGGACAACAGGUCGCAGAUGACCUAUGAUGGAUUAUGCCAGAUUAUGGAACGCUUGAAAGACAAUGAGAUCGCGGUAGUGUUUAGGAACAACCAUUUCGUUACGGUAUUCAAGCCUCGUCCUGGGGAGAAUGGAGAGACACACUUGUAUGCUCUGGCGACUGAUAUUGGCUUUGCUAAUAGUUCUGUAACUUGGGAGCGUAUCGAUACUCUUGAUGGUGAUACCUUGUACUACGACACCGAGUUCCAUAGGGCUACUGGACAAUCCCCAGCCUCGAGGCGGCAACCUAUUGACAGAGCUGAUGAUGACCCGGACUAUCUAUUGGCGUUGAGUCUGCAGAUGGACGAUGAUGAACGGGCCCGACGACGCCCUCAGACCUAUGUGGGGCCUAUGGGAGUUGCUAUGGUCACUGAUAGGAAUGAUGGCAACCAACGGAGUGGUCGAUUACAGCAGCAAGAGGGUGGUCGUCGGAAGAAGAAGUUCUGUGUUAUCAUGUGAAGACCUCUCUCAUCACUCACAGGGAAUGACAAGUAUCAUUAUUAC